Phyllotreta striolata is the source of this 857-nucleotide messenger RNA. The record is from the annotation of a GenBank genome assembly. NCBI's taxonomy places the organism in Eukaryota, Metazoa, Arthropoda, Insecta, Coleoptera, Chrysomelidae.
AAAAUGUAUAAAAGCGCCGAUUACCUUUCAGAAGCUCAUUCAUUUGAUUCGUACAGUUCAACAUGUUCUUCGAAAAAUCGAUCGUAUUAUUGGGCUUCGCCCUGUUGGCAGUCAACGCUGUUUCAGCGGAAAGCGACUUGGACAGAGGCUUGGCCAUCAUGGCAUGCGCCAGAAGAGCAAUGGCUGUUGGUGUUCCAGAACUGGGCGUUCCACCCCACGAUCCCUACGUCGUCAUCACGCGCAACUUCAGUUUCUCGGCCGAUAUCGGAAGCUUCUUGGGAGCUAAAAUCAACAUGAGCCAAAUGACCUGGGCCGGACUCGCCAGAUGGAAUCUCACGGCCACACAAUUGAGCCUCGACGACGACGACAGCGCCGCCUUCCACUUCAAACUCUACUGGGACUACUUGAAAAUCGCCGGACAUUUCGACCUGCAAGAGGACCAAAUCAUCUUCCAUCCGCAACAGCACGGUCAAUUCUCCAUCGAAUUCGAAGACACCGAUUGGAAAGGUACCCUCAACGUUACCAAGCCCAACAAAAGCAGUAACGGUACAGUCAACGAAUCGGACAUUCACUGGCACGCCAAAGACGUUAAAGUACAUUUGACCGGUUUGGGACUGCUCAACACCCCGACCGCCGCCCUUUUGCAAGAGGGCUUAGAGAACGCCCUGAACAGGAACUUGAUGGGCAAUUUGAUCGGGAAAUUCAUCAAGAUGCGUUUGGAGACCGUUUGGUGGAACACCGGCAAGGUUUGGCAGUUGACCCAAUGGUGCAAAGACCAUCCCGAAUUCUCCGAAGAAUUGGAUUUAGUCUACUAAAAGGUCGUCGCUGAACUUGUUAAAAAUACCUACAAAUAAAAC